ACUUUUAACUUUCUCUUCUGCUCUCUUCAUUUGUAUGAUUGUUGUAUGUGCAUUCAUACUCGGAGCGGUAUUGUUUAAAGAUGAUGCGGGUCGCGUUUGCGUACAAUAUUUUUGGUAUUUUUCGAGUAUUUUCAUCGAAUCACGUUUGUCAGUUCGCGUGUGUUACUGUGUAAAAAAAACUUACAACCAAAGCGGGUGUUCCCUUAACAUUUCUAAACAAAUCUGACAAAUCUAAACAAGUCAGCAAAUCUGGAUGAGACCAGGGAGAGGAUGAUCGCCGCCUCAGAACCGGUGGAGUACAAGCCAGGUGGCCGAGAAAUAAUCUUAAAGCAUCCUGGAUCCUUGAUCAGUCAGCAGCUGUCUAAUAAUCGAACGGUUGGUGGAGAAAAUGUUCUAUUAAAAAGAUUUAGCGAAGUAAAUAUAUCAGAGAAGUCUCCUAAAGAGACAUGGUUGGUACGCAGUAAUAAAUUAUGUGGGGAGGAAGAGUUAUAUUAUUCAGGAAAGGUAGCAGUUCACUGUAAGGGCAAUCAAACCACUCAAGUGCUUAAAGCAACCUAUACGUGUGAGACAGAUAUUAAGCAUGCACUUUGGUGUACCUUUCAUACUAGUAUCCCAGAUCACUUAACCAAGAGUAAAGAAUAUGAAGCUAACAAAUCCAUCGACAAAUCUAUAGAAUGUAUAUGUUUGCUUGACUCUUAUACUCUUAAGGUUUUUACAGAAAAUGGCGAAGACUAUGUUUCCGCCUUACAAUUUCAGGUUUCCGCUGUAUGGCCAACAAAAUAUGGGAUUAUACUUGAAAAAUCUCAAGUCCCACUUACAGAUUCAAGAUAUGUAUCAUUUGAAAACAGCAGAUUACCGGCGCAGCACGAUAAUAAUUUACCAGUAGCCUUUUCCUUAUUGCAUCCAUUAGAUGAAAUUUGCCCUCUACUUAUUAAGCAUGGACCUGUAUCAUAUAUGAACGAGUCGAGUCAGCAGAUUAUAUUUACUAGCUCAGAACCAUCCUUUGCAGUGAUAUAUGAUACGAAGACAGGUUUGCAUUCGGUUUAUAAAAUUCGCAAGGCAUCAGCUGAGGAGUGCCAAUUAGUUUGUGGAACUAAUGAUACAACAAGUUUAUGCAAUCAUUCGACAAAUGUAUCGCCAUUAAACGUCGGUAGCAAUUUAUCCGCCAACAAAAGCAACAAUAAGGGUCCUUUAAGUCCCUUUCUUCUUGGAGUUCCAAGUAUACAAAUAAGCAACACCACUAUAAGUUUAGGAUUGUCUAAUACUCCAUUUGGAUCACGAACGACCUCUUACAGUACCAAUUCAGGUGGACCAUCACCUCAACAACAGCAACAUUCACGUUCACAAAGCUCGAUGGCUGCUAUUUCUCGUUGUCAAUCGCCUACACACUCGAUGGCUAUGUCUCCUCUGCUCGGACCAGCUGUAAAUCCAAAUAUCUAUCACAGCAGAUUACAUCAAACAGUCACAGUGACUGGAUUGAAUCAAACGCAUAGUCCGGCUGCCAGUUACAACAGCAUCAGAUUGAAAGACAUUCCAACUGCGAGUAAACCUCUAUAUCCUGAAAUUUGUCUUGAACAUGUGUGGACGGAGAACGUUGGUGUGUCGAAAGAUACCUGUGGUCGUGCAUCUAAAGUUUUUUUGACAUCAGAUUUUGUUGGACAAAAUUAUCUGGGCUAUCUAAUUCCGAAUCGUUCGCAAUUAUGCUUGGUGAGAUUGGAAAAGACCAACAAGCAACAACAGAUUAUUUUCGGAAUGGUGACAAGCAUCGUAGCUAAGGAUGCUGUGAAUUUAUCGAAUUUGCAUAUGAUAGCAAUUGUAGAUCUAUCAAAUGGCAUAACGUUGUAUACGGGAGUUACAUGCGUCGGCAAGUUACAUAUAUCCGGCAUGCUCUCGAAUUUUACAGGCAAUAAUUACUUUUUAUCGACCAGCAAUCCCAAGCUUGAAUCUCCAUUUUUUCCUAGACGAAGCUCCUUGAUUUCUCAGAACUGUACGGCCUCGCACGAAAUUAAAUUCGAGGAAGCUUUACAUUUGUUGAGUCCCGUAGGUGGUAACUGUGCUCGUCCGCCGAUACUAUUGGAAAAUUCAUUAUUGGAUACAAAUUUUCUCACUUUGAAAGAAACUGUAGGUAAUGAGAUAAUCGUGGAGUGCGGAAAUAAACAAUAUUUCCGUAUAACGUUACCUGUUUCUAGUACGUCGCCUUUAGUUACUAAAUGUUUAUAUACAUUACGAAAUGUUCUUCAAAGAGAUUUGGCGAUGCAAUUGUUGGUUAAAUGGUAUGGCGCCAGAAAUGCCCCAGGCCCGCAAGACUUUUCACCAGCACAAGAGUGGGAGCUUUUUCUUAUAGUUCUGUUUACGUUACUGGGAUAUGAUGUGGAAAAAUUGCAUCUAAUACGAAACAACGAGAAGGAUCAGCUUACGGAACGUAACAGUCCUAUGAUGCUACCCAAAAAGCAAAAGACUAGCAAUUGUGGAUCCACAGAUGAUUGGCUAUACAUAUUUAAUUCAAACGAGUAUAAAAAUUCUCGAACUUUUGUUUCAAAUGUACUGAAAGGUCGGAAAAUAUUCAGCUUACCAAGUGCUACGUCUCAGGGUGCUGCAGAAUCAAGCAACGUUGGCAAAAUAAAUGUACAGGCCAUUCUGUUUCCACAUUUUCCGCUCAUUUUAUUUUCUCUUCAUCUGUUGUACGAAGAAUUAAAAUUGAACAGCAUUAUGUUAGAAAGUCUGCCAUUGCUCGGGCAGCUGCUGUAUCAAUUAAGCGUAGAUCUGAAGUUCGAAUUGUAUGCUCAUCAUUACUUUCUUGACUCACCGUCAUUGUCCUAUUUGAAAACCAUGAGGUCUCAAAUCAGCGACUCGGACUUACAAAAAAUAGCAAUUCCAAGUUACAUGCCUCGGAAACCACCACGCAUAUUUGAAACGUUAAACAGUAUGUUGGACGAUACGGACAUAACUGCAUUUCCAUAUUUGAGUCAUGUUAAUUCAAGAACGAGAAACAUAGUAUAUCUAACAGCGCUUGUAGUAAAUGAAAAUUGUGUUGACAUAGUAGAAAUGGAAAAGUAUGUGAAGUUAAUUGUACCUGCUGGAAAUCGUAUUGAUCUUCAAGAAAACGGAAGCAAAUCUGACAAAGAGAUACUGAAAAAGUUGGAAAAACCUACCACGGAUAGGAUAAUAUUAUUAUACCAUGAGAUGGAUAUGAAAAAAGAAGAUCUCGAAACAUUGCCGCCUGCGGUAUCUUUAAUGAUAAGAGAUGUUAUGCAUAGAUGUAGAGAAAAUCCACCAUCAAAUUGGCCUACGCAUGCGUACGAACUAAUAGAUCGUCAAGAUCUGGCCGUGUUGGAUAAGCAUUUGAAACCAUCAUCGAGGUUACAAUAUACUGAUGGUGAAAUGAGGGAUUAUGGGAUAAAAGAUGAACAAGACGACGGCAUGGAAUUUGAUGAUAUGAUAUUAAAGUUACGAUUUAGUAAGGAUCAUAGAGUUGCCGAGGUGCGAAGAUUGCUUAAUUCCUCAAAACCAAUGAGGAUAGCGAUAGUUCAAAGAUCAAACGUAAGCGAUCAUGAGUUUAUAGAAGAGCAAGAGAAACACCUGCUCACAUUAUGUACGAGAACAAUGGCAUUACCCGUAGCUAGAGGCAUGUUUACACUGAGAACUUCCACUCCGAUGAUUACGGAGCAAUUGCCCAUUCCGAGAUUGUGUCUGACUGGCAAGGCACCGCCUCGUGGAACUACUGUCGAAUUAACUCACAUCGACGUUCCGCCAAACAUGAAUUUGUGGCCACUGUUUCAUAAUGGUGUAGCUGCGGGUCUGUGUAUUCAUCCAGAUGCUGCGAACAUUGAUUCGACAUGGAUAGUGUAUAAUAAACAACAGCAGGGUGAAUACGGGGUAGAACAUUCGGGAUUUCUGAUGGCUCUUGGUUUAAAUGGACAUCUGAAAAACUUGGCUCCUUUAAGUACGUACGAAUAUCUAGCCGAUUGUCACGAGGCUACCAGCGUCGGACUUUUGCUGGGUUUAUCAGCGACACAUCGUGGUACGAUGAACGUGUCUAUGACCAAAUUACUAUCGUUGCACGUAGAAACACUUUUACCACCGACAAGUAUCGAAUUAAAUGUACAACAGAAUAUUCAAGUUGCAGCGUUAAUGGGAGUUGGCCUUGUAUAUCAAGGAACUGCGCACAGACAUAUCUCGCAUGCUUUAUUAUCUGAAAUUGGUAGGCCACCAGGACCUGAAAUGAAGAAUUGCGUAGAUCGCGAAUCGUAUUCCUUGGCAGCAGGACUUGCAUUAGGUUUGGUCAUACUCGGAUGUGGUGGCGGAACGGAUGUACCUGCGAGCAUACCUGAUACUUUGCACUAUUACAUGGUUGGUGGACACAUAAGACCUUUCUCCGGGGCACAGAAAGAAAAAUACAAAUCUCCUAGUUAUCAGAUACGCGAAGGUGACUCGAUAAAUAUCGACGUAACGAGUCCGGGAGCAACGAUAGCUUUAGGAUUAAUGUAUUUCAAUACUGGAAAUCGUGCAGUGGCCGAAUGGAUGCAGCCCCCUGACACGCAAUAUUUAUUAGAGUUUGUGAGACCAGAUUUCUUACUGUUAAGAGUGCUCGCCAAAUCGCUGAUUUUGUGGGACGAUAUCGAGCCGACCAAGUCAUGGGUUUCUAGUCAUGUGCCGAAUAUUGUUUAUAAAUAUAGAUUGCAGAAGCCUACGCCGGAAGUCACACAGAACGUGGAUUUGGAAACUAUCAACCAAGCUUAUUGCAACAUUAUAGCGGGUGCUUGUAUGGCACUGGGAUUGAGAUACGCAGGCACCGCUAAUAAGAACGCUUUCAAGACCUUGUAUAAUUACGCUCAGAUGUUCACGGCGUUGUCUCACAAAACCAUAGCCGAGUUAGCUGGCAAGUCCACUGUUGAAACAUGUCUGAAUGUCGUUCUGCUUUCAACCGCGGUGGUGAUGGCGGGUACCGGCAAUUUAGACAUUAUGAGGAUAUGCAGACAUAUACGCACUCGCGUGGGACCUGCCAGUGGCGUAGUCACAUACGGUUCUCAUCUGGCGACUCACAUGGCUCUUGGUCUCAUUUUCUUGGGUGGUGGAAAAUAUACACUCUCUAACAGCCCGAAUGCAGUGGCGGCUCUUAUAAUUUCACUUUUCCCAAAGUUUCCGACUCACAGUAACGACAACAGGUAUCAUUUACAAGCAUUGCGUCACUUAUACGUAUUAGCAGCUGAACCGCGUAUUAUUUUACCGAGAGACAUAGAUACUGGUCAAUAUUGUUACGCGACGAUACAUUUAACAUUCGAAAACGACAAAGAAGCUGAUGGACAAGAGAUCAGUUUACAAGCGCCAUGCUUGUUACCACAGUUACGUAGCUUAAAGAAGAUCGAAUUAAAAGAUUCCAGAUAUUGGAAAAUUACAUUUGUAAAACCUGACAACUGGCAGCAACUGAAAAAUAUGCUAGAGAGACACGAUUUCCUAAGCAUCAAGCAGAGAGCUGGUUGUUUAUCGUAUCUGGAAGAUCCUCAUGGUUUUAGAAGCUUAGUAGCCCAAACUCUAACGACGGAAAAUGCAAUCGCAUGGGCUGCACGGCCAGAACAUGUCACAUCAUUUACAAACGACAAGACUGUAUUGAACAUAGUGACAUACUUUUUGCAAUGGUCUAAAAAAGGAAUAAUUCGUCCCGAAAGUAUCAAGUAUUCAUCGCAAAACGAUGUACAAUGCAAAAUGCCAGAAUUCGAGCAAUACUUUCUUCAUAUAUUCGCAAUAAUUGUAUACGAAUGUAUUACGAAAGAUAAAGUAAAUCUUAUACCGUUAUGGCUGCAUAUAAUUAAAAGUAUAAAAAUUAUUGAGGAGCAACCAAACAGCUUUGCGAUAUGGCAAAUAAAACUUCUUUCGUCGCAAUUGUCAAGAAAUAGUUUCACAAAUGAUGAAAAUCCAUUACUCAGCAUAGAAAGUAUGCUCGCAAUUAAACAGAAAACAGCGAUUAUUCUGGAUAAAUGGGAGCACGAUAUGAAAUCUAUGUUUAAAGAAUAUCUUACGAAUGGAAUGGUACAGGCUGAUGCUGCAUCUUUGGCUAAGAUGUGUGCGUAUUUUAUAUUUUAUGGCAUACCAUAUCCAAUCGACGACAAAUCAAUCUGUAAGUCUCCACAGAUAUAUACAUUUUUUUUGGUGGAUAAGGAUAUCUUUUUUAUUUUCCGUAUUUAUUUUUUAGGGAAUUUGCUUGCGACACCGCAGUGUUCUAAUAUAUCAAUUGUUACAUUGUAUAAAUUACGCAAGAUUUUACAGACAGUUUAAAGGCGUACCAGUUAUCGUAUGUAUCAAGUUGUCGAGUGUUUCCCCGAUAAAUGUAUAAGAAUAUAAGCAUCCAACUAAAAUACCCCCCAGAUGACCGAUGAAGGAAGAAUUUGGAACUAACAGGUGUAUCAAUAUCAGCUCGAACCACACUGCUAAUUUACUUGGUACUAUAAAUCCGCUGAUAUUGUGCAAUUUGUCGCGUUCCUCGCAUAACGCGACGACUUUCAAUGCAAAUAAAGUGGCGGAAAAGCCAAUGGCGCAAGCCGUAAAAUA
Messenger RNA from Solenopsis invicta (red fire ant), 6546 nucleotides. RefSeq names its product anaphase-promoting complex subunit 1 (gene shtd). Gene Ontology annotation, molecular function: molecular adaptor activity. The transcript has 20 exons. Gene Ontology annotation, cellular component: anaphase-promoting complex. The coding region runs from base 271 to 6273 and encodes 2000 amino acids. NCBI's taxonomy places the organism in Eukaryota, Metazoa, Arthropoda, Insecta, Hymenoptera, Formicidae. Gene Ontology annotation, biological process: anaphase-promoting complex-dependent catabolic process; protein K11-linked ubiquitination; metaphase/anaphase transition of mitotic cell cycle. The record is from RefSeq and is a predicted model, not a curated record.